Molecule: messenger RNA, 1342 nt
Organism: Perca fluviatilis (European perch)
Lineage: Eukaryota; Metazoa; Chordata; Actinopteri; Perciformes; Percidae
Gene: snx15
Product: sorting nexin 15
Exons: 7
Coding region: 136-1308 (390 amino acids)
Molecular function (GO): phosphatidylinositol binding
Source: RefSeq, a predicted model, not a curated record
GUCACCAACCAGGAAGUGAGCGGAGAGGAGGGAACAGCCGGGAACAGCAGAAUCACAACAGAGCUACUGCAGCUUUGACAGCUCUGUUUUGUGUCGCUGAAACACGCUGUUUUUCUGUUGUUGCCGGUAACGGACAUGUCUCGAAAACCCAAAGAUGAAUACUACCGUUUUUUCACCGUUACAGACCCACGCACACACGAGAAGGGACACACCGAAUACAAAGUGUCAGCAAGGUUUGUGUCCAAGCGUCAUCCAGAAGAUGUGAAAGAGGUGGUCGUGUGGAGGAGGUUCUCCGAGCUGAAGAAGCUCCAUGGGGAGUUGGCCUACACUCACAGGAACCUGUUCAGAAGACAGGAGGAGUUUCCAUCUUUUCCCCGCGCACAAGUCUUUGGAAGGUUUGAUGAGGCCGUGAUUGAAGAGAGGAGGAAUGCUGCAGAGGUCAUGCUUCUAUUUACUACCAGCAUACCUGCACUCUACAAUAGCCCACAGCUAAAGGACUUUUUCAGAGGUGGUGAAGUGACAAGGCCUCUGGAUGCCACCACUCUGUCCUCUGCUGGGCCCCUGCCCCCACCUCUCAUCCCCCUUCCCAAGCGCAGGGCGUCAGACUGUGAACCCGCAGAGGAGGAGGAGGGAAGGGAGGCUCCCACCUUACCCCAAGACCUGGGCAUCAACCUGGGCUUAGAAGAGGGAGAACCGGAGGUGGCGGCUGAGGCUUACAGCGAGAUGGGAGGCUCUCCGAGAGAAGAACAAGAACAAGAGGAGCUUAGCGAUACAGAGCUGGAUGACAGAGUUCCGUCUCCUGACCCUUGCCCAGCCAGAAACCACCAAUCACAAGAGUCCCAGGAAGAAUUUGAUUCACUGUUUGACUCUGUGGCAGAAGAGCAAGUUCCACCCUCCAAAGAGGAAGGUCCACCUCCUCUGACUGAUAAUGACUUGGCUGUCUUUGAUCCCUGCUAUAAACAAGAUAAAUCCAAUUCUUCCAGUGACCACUCACAAUUGUUCUCACUGCCACCAGCCAGUCUGAUAGGAGGGGACGUGGGUUACUUAAACCAAGCUGCCACUGAGCUAACAGCUGCAAUGAAGAGGGAGAAGGAGGGAGAAUUUAGCUCUGCCAUUCGUGGAUACAGGACGGCGGUGGAUAUACUGAUCACUGGAGUACAGGGAGACCCGGAUCCAAUACGCAGGGAGUCUGUGAUGAGAAGGACAGCCCAGUAUCUGAAGCACACUGAGAUGUUGGUUGACAGGCACUCCUCGCCCACACACACUCACACACUGACACACACACACACACAUACACAGGACCCUUAGAUGCACACUUUUUUUUAUAUACACUGUUCACACA